UUUGGUAGUAAAUAAUAAAUGCUUAAAUUGUUAUAAAAUUCAUCUUUUAAAUAUUACUGAGUUAGGAUUAAUUGCAUUUUUAAGCAUUUUAUCUAUCGUUGUAGUAUAUAAACUACAGCUUUUGUUAAUUUCUAGGCACUUGUUUAUCUUUGAACUUUGAUCCUGUAAUAAAUAGUAAUUUAAAGACUUAUAUUGAUAAAAGCAUAUUAAUAUUUAAAUGAAAUAAAACUAAUCAAAUGGCAGCCACUAUACCUGCUAUUUCAAAACUAUCUACACGUAUUAUUAGAAUCCUUGGAUGUAAUCCAGGUCCCAUGACAUUGCAAGGAACAAAUACGUAUCUGAUUGGUACUGGAAAAAACCGAAUAUUAAUUGAUACUGGUGAUAAAGAUGUAAAUGAAUACCAACAGAACCUGGCAAAAGUAGUACAAUCUGAACAAAUCAACAUAGAGCACAUUGUUGUCACCCAUUGGCAUCACGACCACAUUGGCGGAGUAGAGAAUAUUUAUGGCACCAUUGCAAGUAAACAUCCAAAGGUAUGGAAACAUAAAAAGCAUGAAACAGAUGCGCCCGAUAAUGAUGUGCCCGAAUCAAUUCCAAUGUGCUGGCUGAUGGACGGUCAAGAGAUCAAGGUGGAAGGUGCAACAGUGAAAGUACAUCACACUCCUGGCCACACAACUGACCACAUAGUGCUGACUUUAUUAGAUGAGAACAUACUCUUCAGUGGUGAUUGUAUAUUAGGAGAAGGUACUGCAGUAUUCGAAGAUCUGUAUACCUAUAUGAUAAGUCUUCAAAAGAUAUUGGAUCUAAAACCAAACUCUAUUUACCCAGGACAUGGAAAUAUUGUGGAGGACCCAAUACCAAAGAUUGAAUACUAUAUUGAACACAGGAAACAAAGAGAAGAACAAAUAUUAGAAGCACUAAGGACCAAUCCUGAUAAACAGAUGACAGAGAUGGAUUUAGUGAGAAUAAUAUACACUGAAACUCCUGAACACUUGUGGUCAGCAGCAGCCUAUAAUGUCAAUCAUCAUCUUAUUAAACUAACAAAGGAGAAUAUAAUAAAAAAUGUCAAUAUCAAUGGAGAAAAUAGGUGGCAAUAUGGCUCAUCAUUUAAUUGUAACUUAUAAUAAUUUUGCAGACUUAGAUGGACUAGUUGUGGAGAACAUUCUUGUACUAUCUUGGAAUUUCAUAUGGAGUAUUGAAGAAUAAAUUACUAUUGCAGGUUAGUUUAACCAAAGUUUUAUGUAUGAUUUCUAGCAAACUGUUUUAUUUAAUUGUUGGUAUGGUUAUAAUUUGAAAAUGUAUGUCAAUUAUUUAUUUCUGGUCUGUGGUCGUAACUAGUUCUUUAUGUAUUUUUUGUAAAUAAAACACUAAUUAUUUACAAAGUAUUUUAUUGAAAACAGUUAAAUUAAUGUAACUAAUAAUAUGUUGAAGUACAUUGUACCUUGCAUACUAAGUCUAGGUAGUUGCAUAUCUGACGGAAGAUAUGAGGCAUCUCAUCGGUCGUGGAACAUGUCAGAACUAACAAAUAUCUAUGCCGUCGAAACUUGACGGAUCUUCCGGACGCUACACAAUGCUUAGUGUAAAAGGAUGUAUUACUGCACCUUCCAGUGGGCAGAUUGCAGCAUUAGCACAUGUAAUAUUAUUUUUUAUAAAAAUCAAAUGUUAUUUACAGACUAGUGAGCAAAGAGUAUAGUUAUAAUACGCACAGUAAGAAUUUUACAUUUAAUUUAAUUUAUUACAUGAAAGUCUUCUUUUCAAGUGAAAUUAAUUAAAGAUUGUAUAUUUGGAUGCAAGAAGAAAAAGGAACAUUUGUUAAUCAAUUUCCAAAUGACAAAAUGUUUGUUUAUUACUAUGUGUGCUGGUGCUGCCAUCUACACCGAGCUUUGCGUAAUACACCCGUUGCGUUGUCGGUCACGGAACGUCAGAACUAACAAAUAUAUGAAAUGAGAUUCAACUUUCCACACACGACGUAAGAUCAGUCACGUAACGCAUACUUCUGUAAGGCGUUUAAAGAAUUCUUCCGUUAGAUUUGCACUGACCGUUGACAUCUGAUUUAGGAAAUAUGACACGAAAUUAAUUAUGCAGAACUUUUUUCAAUUUGAAUAAUACAAUUUCAUAAGUUUAAUAAUUUUUAGUCAUCUUCAUAUUUAUUUAUUCUGUGAAUAGUUAAAUUACCUAACACAAUAAGUAUGAAUAAGUUCCGAAACACUUUAUUUUUAAGUGAGAACUGAAAACUUAUAACACACCUCUUUUCGUCAUGGGUUAGAAAAUGGUAUAAAUAAGACUAAUUCAUAAUAUAAUUGAGGUGAUACUUCAACUUAAUUUCAACUUACAUUAGCUAUGUACUAUUAUUAUAGAAGUUAUCGACGCAUGCGCUUUGGAGGAGGCAUUAUAUCUGAAUCGUCAUGGAAUCUGUGGUUAUCAAUGAAAUCAAAUAGAAUUUCUUUAGUCACCGGUUCCUUUAUACUGUUGCACACAGCUGAAAAAAAAAUACGCAUUUUGAAUGACCUCUAGUUCCAAACAAUUUUAUCCAGUUGUAAAUUUAAUAUGUUGAACAGAAUAU
Diatraea saccharalis (sugarcane borer) is the source of this 2563-nucleotide messenger RNA. NCBI's taxonomy places the organism in Eukaryota, Metazoa, Arthropoda, Insecta, Lepidoptera, Crambidae. The record is from the annotation of a GenBank genome assembly.